UGCUUUUCGUUAAAAAAAACCUGGGGCUCAAGGUAAAGAUCUUUCAUUGGGACCGUGAAUAGUUUUGAAUAUCACUAGUACUUGUUUUACAAGGCUAAAUCGGACAUUCAAAUGAAUAAUCUGGAAACUGGGUUUAUAGCCAAGGUCGCUGAAGAGGAUUUAGCAGAUUUAGGAAAAGGACCAGUGGACAGUAAAUUAAAUCAUGCUAAAGGUUUAGAAAGUGAAAAACAUCUGGCAAGCACUGAUGUGGAAAAGAAAGAAUGCCAGGAACAUAAUAAUGGGAUUGCCUCCUUUGGAAUGUCAGUGUUUAACUUGAGCAAUGCAAUCAUUGGUAGUGGGCUUCUGGGCUUAUCGUAUGCAAUGGCCAACACGGGAAUUGUGCUGUUUGUGAUUCUAUUAAUUGGAGUAAUGCUGUUGUCUCUGUAUUCUAUUCACCUUUUGCUGAAUAUUUCAACAAUAACAGGUUCCAUGGUCUAUGAAACACUGGGAGAAAAAGCAUUUGGCAAACCUGGAAAGUUUAUUGUCUUUGGAGCUACAUCGCUACAGAACACUGGGGCCAUCCUGAGUUACCUAUUCAUAGUGAAAAAUGAACUACCAUUUGUCAUCAAGUCCUUCGUAGACGUGAAUUCCCAGGAAUGGUAUCUGAAUGGCAGCUAUCUCAUCAUAAUUGUGACACUGGUCAUCAUUUUACCCUUGUGCCUCUUCAAGAACUUAGGCUAUCUUGGAUACACCAGCGGAUUUUCACUUGCUUGUAUGAUUUUCUUUCUGAUCGUAGUUAUCUGGAAAAAAACAGAGAUUCCUUGUCCUUUUACAGUAUCUAAUUCAUCCUGCAUUUCCGAUGGAGUUAAGUGCAACGCCAAGUAUUUUGUCCUCAAUGAGAAGACUGUAUAUGCAUUACCCACUAUGGCCUUUGCUUUUGUGUGCCAACCAUCAUUGCUGCCCAUCUACAGUGAACUUAAAAAUCGAACAAGCAGAAGAAUGAAGAAAGUUUCAAACAUUUCAGUCUUUGCAAUGUUCAUCAUGUACCUGUUGACAGCGAUUUUUGGAUAUCUAACUUUCUACGAUGAUGUUAACUCAGAGCUGCUUUGCUCCUAUUCUGAUAAGAGAGACCAAACCAUAUUAAUCGUUCGUUUGGCUGUGAUAACAGCAGUAAUACUGACUGUGCCCGUCCUGCUGUUUACUAUCCGCUCAUCAAUACUUCUGAUAGCAUUGAAAGGAAAGUUCAGCUGGUUCUGGCACAUUAUUACCACCUUAGUCCUUCUGAUUGCCUGUAACGUUUUGGUGAUAUUAAUUCCAUCAAUAAAGGAUGUUUUUGCUGUGAUUGGGUCCUCUUCUGCUAAUAUGCUAAUCUUCAUUAUUCCUGCUUCAUUAUACUUAAAGCUGGCAAAGGAUGAGACAGUUUUUACACUGCGAAAGAUGGGGACUGUAUUAUUUCUGAUUGCUGGAAUAAUAUUUAUGCUGGUGAACUUGCCAUUGAUUAUUAUUGAGUGGACUCAUCGAGACUCCAAUACUACUACCACAGAGAGCUGCACUAAGGAAUUGUAGUUGUAGCAGAAUGAAGAACAUGACUUCGCUUUCCACUUUCCGCAGCAUAGAAGUCUUUAAAGAAUUAUUGUCCUUGAGACGUAGUGGGAUGUUUGAGAGAUUGCUGGACACAAACAAGUAUUCAUUUGAUAAUCAAAGACGGUCGUGUUUUUUUUUAAAAAAUUAAGACUCUUGCAGUUGUUUUUACAAAAGUAUUUCUAGAUAGUGUUGGAUCAUUUUGAUAAUACACUUUCAUAAGUGGUUGUCAGAUUGCAUAUUUUUUAAUUUCCUAAUGUUUCUCUGUCAUUUAAAAAAAACCUUGCAGUAAACUGCCUAGAAUGCUAAAGAUUCCUGGCAAUCUUGGCUGGAAAUUCUUAUACAAAGUCAUUGAAAGGAACGUUCCACUUAUUUGCUCUGCAAAUGUUUGGGAUUUCUGACCAGAAAUGGAUUUUGUUAAUAGUGAUAGUAUUUGUCAAGAACAUUUCAUUGUGGUAUCUCAUUGUAAGAUUGAUCAUGUAAACUUUAGUAAGAAUUCACAGGAUUAUCAAUACUUAAAAUAAAACUUAGCUCACUUGAAAAAUGCAUGUAGUUAAUGAGAAUUCCAAUAUCAGCAUGCAUUAUCACAUAAUACAAUUAUUGUCGUCCCCAAUGAGUUUAGCAUUUGAACUUAAUCAGUUUUUAAACCAAAACAAACUUAUUUUAUUUAAAUGUAAGACAUACUUUUGUAAAUAUUCAUUCAGUUGUUCUUUUAAAAUGCUUGAUCCACAUUGAUCAGUUUUGAAAGGUCAGAAUUCUGAAUUACCAAUAAAUAAUUUGUAUUUUAAAAUAACAUUUGUGUCUAUGUCAAGAUUGAUAAUUCUCUUCUGAAGUUGUGCUUUGAUCAAUGGGUGACAUCAAUCAUACUAUGUUGUGUUUAAUUAGGAGGAACCAGCAAUGCAAAAUCAAUGACACUUUCUCCCCCCCACCACAACCACUUUAACAAUUGUACAUAACAACAAUUAACUUGGAUUACAGAAUUUAAGUUAUUGAAGUUCAUAAUGAAUACAACUUUAUUGACCAUUCACAAUAGAUAUUUUGUUGAAAGAGCUCCAUUUAGUGAUAUUGCACAAUAAAUGUACAUUUUUACUGAGAAAAUAAAUGCUGCUGGUUAGCAAAACAUCUGUAAAAGGAGCUGGAAUGGGAUGCUUCUUGAUGAUACAGCUGUUUAUUCAACAGAAAAUAUCACAAAUGCCAACUGUGUAGAAUGUGAGUCUGUGUGGGAUGUGAUUGCAGCUGUUUGUCUUUGAAUCCUUACAUCGUUUUAAAAUGUUUUAAAUUGUUCUGUUCUUACUUUUGAUUCUUUUGAUCUAUUAGUUAAGUCUAGUUUGUUUUGGCUGUCUAUAUGAAAUUGACCUGUCUUGAAGAGACUAUUUCAGGUAUUUAAAUAUGGCAUGCGCAAUAACUCUGUGUAGUUGGGAGGAUCUGAUAACAUUUCUGUUUUUGAUGUAUUCGAUAAAAGGAAAUCUAUCGGGACCAUCAAAGGCUGGUUCCCCUCUCACACCCCACAUAUUGGGGUAUGAGAAGGGAACAUCUCCCAUCGUGUCUUAAUCAAAUUAGUUUACAGCAGAAUCUGUCCAGAGAAAGGGAGAAGUUCAAACACAACUAAGAGGAAAAACAGCUGUUUGCAGUGUUCAGGGGCGGCUGGGAGCUGGACACCAGCUCAGAAUGAAGGAGUGGUUCAUUCCAUCUAAGAAACAGCAUAGUUAACUCUGGUACUGUUGAAGUGCAGUUACAAAGGGCUGUAUUAUUUUUUUUGUCAUGUUCCUUUGUCUGCAAAAUAAAGAUCUGCUUUAAA
Callorhinchus milii (elephant shark) is the source of this 3358-nucleotide messenger RNA. RefSeq names its product sodium-coupled neutral amino acid transporter 1. The transcript has 16 exons. The coding region runs from base 112 to 1545 and encodes 477 amino acids. Gene Ontology annotation, biological process: L-glutamine transport; amino acid transmembrane transport. NCBI's taxonomy places the organism in Eukaryota, Metazoa, Chordata, Chondrichthyes, Chimaeriformes, Callorhinchidae. Gene Ontology annotation, molecular function: L-glutamine transmembrane transporter activity. The record is from RefSeq and is a predicted model, not a curated record.